Messenger RNA from Candoia aspera, 5770 nucleotides. RefSeq names its product TBC1 domain family member 2B (gene TBC1D2B). The transcript is spliced from 13 exons. NCBI's taxonomy places the organism in Eukaryota, Metazoa, Chordata, Lepidosauria, Squamata, Candoiidae. The record is from RefSeq and is a predicted model, not a curated record. The coding region runs from base 408 to 2906 and encodes 832 amino acids.
CGGGCGGCGGCGAGGCGGACGGGGAGGCGGCGGCGGCGGCGGGGCCCCCGCGGCUGUGCGGCUACCUGCAGAAGCUCUCCGGGAAGGGCCCGCUGCGGGCCUUCCGCACCCGCUGGUUCGCCUUCGACGCGCGGAGCUGCGCGCUCUGCUACUACAAGGGCCCGCGGGAGGCGGUGCCGCUCGGCCGCCUGGAGCUCGCCCACGCCGCCUUCCGCCUCCACGCGCCGCCCGCCGGCCUCGGCCCCGGCCCCGGCCCCGGUCCCGGCGAGGAGCAGCAGCAGCAGCAGCAGCAGCGGGCGGCAGCGGCGGAGGAGGAGCGGGAGGAGGACGGCGCGCCCGGGACCGCCUUCGAGGUGCACGGCCCCGGCGGCAACGUGGCCGUCCUCCGGGCAGCAACGCACCAGGACAUGAUGUACUGGCUGCAGGAACUUCAGCAGAAGAGGUGGGAAUACUGCAACAGCCUGGACGCUGCCAAGAGGUGCAGUUGGACUUCGCCUACCCCACAGGGGUGCUCCAAGGGGCUGGUGGCCAAAGACAGUCCUGAUUUUGCGGCGGCGCUGCCUCCCAACGCCUCGGCGGAGAGAGCCAGGAACGUCCUCGCGGUAGAGAUCGCCCCCACGGAGCUGGUAGGGGAGCAGGCGGCCUGCCUCCCGGCCCCAGGCCACCCCGGCGCCAUCAACUUCUCCCUGAGGCAGUGGGGCACGGAGAUCAGGAAUUCUGUCUCUUCCUUAAGAGCCGGAAAAGGAAGUAGCGAAAACCGCAAGAGUGUUUUUUACACAGAAGAAUGGGAAAUCCUGGAUCCUACCCCAAAAGAUUUGCAAGAAUCAGCAGCUCAGGAAGAAAAAAGAAGGCUGGCAGCAGAACCCAGCAAAGGUGGGACUGGCUCAGCCUUCCCGUUUGACUUUGGCCGCUUCCCGCACAAAGCCAGGCGUCCCGCAAAGGACCCGAUGGCCGCCAGCAAAAGCCGGAGCAGCCCAGAGGCCUCUCCCCUGGAGUCGAACGGAGGCCGGCCGGCCGCAGAGAUGCAGCUGAAGGUCCAGAGCCAGCAGGAGGAAGUGGAUCAGCUCAAGAAGGAGCUGGCCAGCCAGAAGGAACUCGUGCGGCUCCUACAGCAGACCGUCCGGUCCUCCCAAUACGACAGGUACCUAGCAGGGCCCCUCUGUGAUGGGGGGGCCAAGGGCCACUUGGAGCUGCUCCACCAGAAAGACCACCAGAUUUUGGGUCUCAACCGCCAGCUCGAAAGGCUGAGCCUGGAGAAGGACCGCCUGCAGCAGGAGCGGGCGAGCUUGAAGUUCGAGCUGGGGGGGCUGGGCGAGCGGCUGGAAAUGCUCAUGGAGACCAUCCAGGCCAAGGACGAGGUGAUCGUGAAGCUCUCCAGGGAGCUGAGCGAGUGCGAGGAUUGGUUGCCAGGGCAGAGCGGAUCGGUGCCCGCAGACGCCUCCCCCCCGGUCGGCAAGGGGCUGCAGGAGCUUGGCAGGCUGAAGGACAGCCUGCAGGGCUACAAGACCCAGAACAAAUUCCUAAAUAAGGAGAUCCUGGAACUUUCUGCUUUACGAAGAAACGCCGAGAACAGGGAGAAGGAGUUACUGGAGAAGUAUGCGAGCCUGGAAGCCAGGAUGUGCCAGGUGGAGAGCCGGUACCUGAUCCUGCUUCAGGAGAGGAAGACCCCAGUGUGCUCACAGGAGCAGAAUCCCCACAGCGACGUCAUCGCCCAGCUCCUGGAGGACGCCCUCAAGGUGGACAGCAGCGAACAGCCGGAGCAAGCUUGCUUCAAGCCCCAUCUGGUCAGCAAAUAUGACGUGUACGGGUUUCAGACGGUCCCAGAGGAUGACGAGGAGGAGAGGCUGGUGGCGAAGGUGCGGGCCUUGGACCUGAAAUCCUUGUCUCUUACGGAGCACCAGGAGAUGUCGGCCGGCGUGAAGUGGGAGAACUUCCUGGCCGCCACCACCAACAGGGAGAUGGUCCGGUCAGUGGAGCUCAAGAACCUCAUCCGGGGCGGGAUCCCCCACGACCACCGCUGCCAGGUGUGGAAAUGGUGCGUUGGCCUCCAUGUGAAGAAGUUCAAGGAUGGCAGCCCACCGGGCUAUUUCCACGGCCUGCUGCAGAACGCCCUGAAAAAGCAGAACCCGGCCUCCAAGCAGGUCGAGCUGGACCUCCUGCGCACCCUGCCGAACAACAAGCACUACUCCUUCCCUGCCUCGGAGGGCAUCCAGAAGCUGCGGAACAUCUUGCUGGCCUUCUCUUGGCGCAACCCCGACAUCGGCUACUGCCAGGGGCUGAACAGGCUGGCGGCCAUCGCCCUUCUCUACCUGGAGCAGGAGGACGCCUUUUGGUGCCUGGUGACCAUCGUGGAGGUCUUCAUGCCCCGGGACUAUUACACUAAAACGCUGCUCGGCUCUCAGGUGGACCAGCGAGUCUUCAAGGACCUGAUGAACGAGAAACUGCCCCGGCUGCACGCCCACUUCGAGCAGCACCGGGUGGACUUCUCGCUCAUCACCUUCAACUGGUUCCUGGUCGUCUUUGUGGACAGCGUGGUCAGCGACGUUCUCUUCAAAAUAUGGGACUCCUUUCUGUACGAGGGGCCAAAGGUCAUUUUCCGGUUUGCUCUGGCGCUCUUCAAAUAUAAGGAGGAGGAGAUCUUGAAGCUCCAGGACUCGACGUCCAUCUUCACGUACCUCAGAUCCUUUACUCGCAGCGUUCUGGACGCCAGGAAGCUUAUCGGCAUCGCUUUCAGGGACCUCAACCCCUUCCCGCUGCGCCAGAUCAGGAACCGGAGGGCCUUCCACCUGGAGAAGGUGCGCCUGGAGCUGAUGGAGCUCGAAGCCAUGCGCGAGGAUUUCCUGCGGGAACGGGAGACCCACCCCGAGAAACGGGACCUGAUCAGCGAGGAUGAAGAGGACGGUUGAAGGGAGCCUCAGGGACCUCCUUUGGAGGCCGAUUCCCUCGCCCCCCCGAGCAGAGCAGAGCCUCCCUCACGGGGAUUUGAGGACAGAUUCCAGAUCCCGCACUUCACAGCGGAGGGGUUUCUUCCAAGCGGCGCCGUUGACGUCGUUCAGGGUGCAGCACGCUUGAAGGGAUCUGGUUUCAGCCAUGCAACUGAGCUGUGAACGUUUCCUACCUUUGAAGCCCAUGUUUUCUGAAGUGCCUACAGACACUAUCACAAAAUGCUCCUUCCUGUUUUUAAUACCUGCCCAUCAUUCUAUACCAAAUUCUUGGUGAGCCAUUUCCUCCCUCCUGCCCAUCUUCAAAAUGUUUAAACUGCUCCACUUUGGAGACACGUUCCUCAUGGUCUUGGUAAAGCCAAUUAAGUCUCUGCGCUUCAUCGGGUGCUUCUGGCUCGCCCAAAAGCUGAUCGAUGUUGCCAAGCAGCAGGUGCCCUUCGAAGACAUUCCACUUGGUUUUCCAGCCCAGGGAGGCGGCAGAGAACUCGGAGGCCCCACAAGGGUUUUGGGAAGGCUGCAGGCUCCUGUUCUGGGCCCAGGUCCCUGUCUCUGUUAGAAAAUGUCACGGUGACCGAGGAGUUGGUCGUUUCCCUGGCAUGAUGCUCCCAAGUCACCCUAUUUCUCCCCAGGAUGGUCAGUCUCACCCAGCAGCCCUGGCUGGAUGUCUCUCGCCACGAUCCUUCCUGGUCCUCGGGUUGAAAGCCCAUUGUUUAAUGGAGGGCAGAUGAGUCGGAGACAUGUUGGCGAAGCCUGGUAUUUUGUGGUGCCCUAAAAUCCCUGUUGAGGAGGCUGGGAACGGCUCAUCCUGGAAGAAUCCAGCAUUGUGGAUUGUGGCUUUAUGCCUUUGUUCGAUACGUGGGUGGAAAUGCUUUUGUUCUUUACAAUACACCCUUGAGACAUUUGUUGGGGAAGAGAUUCGGAGCCCGAGGUUUGCUCUCCUGGAAACCUAGCAGGUUUUUGUCCUGAAAGGUUGUGGGGAGCAUUUCCUGACCUUCGGCUGAAACUUUGGGCCAGAGAAAAUGGAUUUCUCGUCUUGUGUUUCUCAGACCAUGGCAGAAACGUGUGUUGCCUUGACAGCAGUUUGCGAACCUGAAGAGGAGGAGGGCGAUGGGGGGGGUGUUUCUUCAUUAGCGGUGUGGAUUUCCAGCCGGGACCCCCCUCGUUGCUGUCACCGCUUUCUCUACAGUCCCUCUCCAGAACUCCUUCCUCCCAUCUCCCCCUCCCAGGCGCAUCCAGGGGCUUUGAUCUUCUUCCAUCGUUGUUCAAACUGCAGAUGGCUGUCGCCCAACAUCCUUUUUCCCAGAAACCUCCCCUUCCGAUACGGGGGCACAAAGGCAGUGGCCGUGGGGACAGGGGCAAGUCUCUAGCUUUGUGCUGGGCUCUGUGGGUGCUAAAAGGCGGCUGGCUUGGACUGAGGACCCUCCAAGCGUCCCGGAUCGUGCCGGUGCUGUAGUGGCUGUCGGUGUGAGUGCCACAUGGGGAAUUUUAUCCCUGUGGGGGACAGUGGGGUGGGGGGCUCCCUGUGGGUGGGCACCAUGGCCAGUGGCUCACCUGGACUCCCACUGAGCAGGCUUCACCUGCUGCCCCCAGAUCCAAAGCGCUCUUGGGGCAACGAAGGCACCUCCCAGACACAGGGUGGGUUGGAAAAGGACAGCCUACAGAAUCCGGAUCUGGUCAGGACGUUUUAAUACCUUGUACUUGAAUCCUAGUUUUUCCCCUGACACACACACCUUCUGGGUGGUUGUUGUUGUUGUUGUUGUUGCACAUUUGCAAAAAAGGUGACCCCCCGGGGGGAACCCACUUGAUCAUUCCGCACUGUCAGAUUUUGUGGCUGGUUUUGGAAGACUGGUUUCACGCCAAAUGCUGGGCAGAAGUUUUUGUUCUGUUUAGCUUUGGCUAGUUAAAGAAGGUCCUUCCUGUCUGCAUUCCCUGAAAUUGCUGGAAGCGGUUGUGCAGAUUGUGUGUGUAGUAAGGCGGCAAAGGUGGAGUGUGAAUCCUCGGAUCUGGAGCUUUUACUUACUUGUGGUUUCCUGGGGCAGGUUUCACUGUGCUCAGCAAUGAGGCCGGCAAGGCUGGUGGAUUUCCUCUGAAGGGGGGUUGUGUCGGAUUCCCUGCAUUGUGUGAUGGAAGUUCCCCCCUUCACCCCCCUCUGCAUUCCUUGCCAUGGAAACCCAACAGCCUGGACUUCCUUACCCAGAGUCCUCCCCAACAUCAGGGAGAAAGCUGAGGAAAGGGAGACAGCAGUGGGGCUAGCCCCCCCUCCCAACUCCCCCUUGUCACGUGGAGCUUCCAACUUUUCAGAUCUCGGUUCCUACAAUGCAGUUUUCGUGCACUUUUUUUUUAUAAAGAAUUCCAAACUCUGCUUCAUGUUACAUAUGCAAAGUAUUUUAUGCAUGGUUUCUAUUCAAGUAGUGUGUAACCCCUCCACUUUUGCUGUUUGCACAAGCCUCGCACAGGUCCAGUCUGUUUUCCUGCCUCUGAUGCGUCUUGCUGGAGGCCCUAGAAUGACCCCUCGGAUCGAGGCCUCUUCAGUCUGUGGUUCGGGCCCCAAGCCGCGGUUCAGGGUAUCCUGCGGAGGAAGAGCAUCGCUGGGCUCAAGGCAGGUGGACCAUCCCUUGCACAGCCUCCAGGUCCCUCCAGGCAAGGGGGGCGUGGGGUUCUUCUCCUAGCAGGGCGAGUCCAGCGGUGCAGAAGAAUCAUUCCACGUACACAUUUGCAGUCCGGGUUCCUGAGAAUUCUUUGGGGCUCAGUAACUCCGCUUUAAUUUGACAAAUUCACACUUGCGAUUCUUGCAACCUCUUGAAAAUAGAUAAUUGCCUGUCUCUUAU